Messenger RNA from Alternaria infectoria, 2865 nucleotides. RefSeq lists its product as uncharacterized. The transcript is spliced from 6 exons. The record is from RefSeq and is a predicted model, not a curated record. Gene Ontology annotation, biological process: ergosterol biosynthetic process. Bases 1 to 2865 code for a protein of 954 amino acids. Gene Ontology annotation, cellular component: endoplasmic reticulum membrane. Gene Ontology annotation, molecular function: zinc ion binding; Delta24(24-1) sterol reductase activity. Lineage: Eukaryota; Fungi; Ascomycota; Dothideomycetes; Pleosporales; Pleosporaceae.
AUGAUCGACGAUGACAGUGAACUUGAUGCGACUGCAGGCUCGAACCGCCCUGGAGGCAAUUUCGACAACACAAACUUCUUCCACUCGGACAGCUCAGAGACUUCGGAGUUUGAACUUGCAGCUCGUGUUGCGCAAAUCGAGACCCAGAACCCAAUCCGAGCUAUCAGAUGUACACACGGGUGGGGGGCUCCACGGGGAGACACAGAUUACGCAGCUCAAGAAGAGCAAGACCGUCUGUUGGCUGAGCAUCUACAACGGGAAGAGGAUGCGACCUAUCAAACCACAGCGUCGCGCAUUGCGGAAGGGCCUGUAUCAUCUGCACCUCGAGCUGCGUCUCCUCGGGUACCGUCUCAAAAGAGUGGACGCUUGGCCAGUUUGCGGCGGGCCAUUACCAACAUCGGCACACGAGAGCAUCCUAUCGAUCUAGACCCCGAACCCGACGAGGCCAAAGUUGUUGUUCCAGAAAGGGCGCGAAUCCAAGACUACGUGGCGCUGUAUGGAGAGCCUAUGGAUAUCGAUGGUGCAUCGCCUUUCCAUCAAUACAACGCAAGGCCGAUCGAUACGCCACAGGCUACGAGCACUUACGUAGACGAGAGAACGCAUCUGCGGAGUCGUGAUUGCGUCGUCUGCGGCGAUAGCGUUCAUGUUGUCGACCUACCCUCUCUUGCUGAAUGCGAUCAUCGACCGGAGACGUGUGCGGACUGUUACUCAGGAUGGAUAACCGCGCAGCUCCAAAGCAGUAGCUGGCGCGAAGCCAAAUGUCCAGGGAGCAAAUGCGAGACAGUGCUGUCAUACCAUGAGAUCCGGCUAUACGCGCAACCGGAGAUCUUCCAGCAAUACGACACAUUUAUCGCCCGAGCAGCUUUCAGCGAAGAUCCCAACUUCCGAUGGUGUCGAGCGUGUGACUCCGGUCAGAUCCACAUGAGCGGUGUCGAAGGCAAUAUCUUUACAUGCGUAGCAUGUGGACACAAAGUCUGUAUCAUCCACGAGAACACAUGGCAUGAAGGCGAAACUUGUGAGGAGUUUGAAUAUCGAUCUUCCGGUCGCAAGGAGCGAGACCAGAGAGCACAAGAAGAAGCGAGUCUUCAAGCGAUCGGGAAGCUGACCAAGAAGUGUCCCGGUCCCGGGUGUACAUGGAAUAUUGAGAAGAACGAUGGUUGCGACCACAUGACAUUAGCCAUGUCAAUGCGAGUGACGCGGUCGCAGGCCGGCAAGACGCCCCAAAAGCCUGACCGUCCUGGCUUUGUCGAGACCCCCGGGCGCAGAAAGUCGCAACGCAAAUCGCUUGCGUCCGAUGUCGACGACGGAUACGAAUCGACGCCCGAGCCAGAGAACUUCUUGAAGCCCCUCCGAUCUGCCGACAGCGAUGUGAAGCACGAAGUCGAGGAGAAGAGCAAUGGUCAUGCCAACGGGAACGGACACGCCAACGGCUACACGAAUGGACACACGAAUGGAAACGCAAAUGGGCGCACAAAGAGUGAAAAGGAGAUCGUCGAGCUGGACUACAAGAUGGAGGCGGAAAAGUUCUUCUCGCCAAAGGACAAGUCCGGCCUUCACGAGUUCGGAGGCGCCAUUGGCAUGAGCAGCAUGAUGAUCUGCUUCCCAGCGCUCAUGUACUACAUGUGGAUCGGAGCGACCUUCUACGACGGCAAAUUCCCUACACCGACCGCGGGCCAGAGCUACGGCGACUUCUUUGGACACAUGUGGUAUCUGGUAAAGACCGAGGCGUUCCCGAACAACAAAGCGUGGCAGAUCUACUGGUUCUUUGGACUCAUGCAGAUGGCCUUUUACAUGCUCAUGCCGGGUGUCUACCGCAAGGGCAAGGCUCUGCCUCAUCUUGGUGGAAAGCAGUUGGACUACUACUGCUCGGCCAUGUGGUCUUUCUACUCUAGCAUUGUCAUCAUGUUGACCCUCCACUUCACUGGUGUCUUCAAGCUGUACACUCUGAUUGACGAGUUCGGCCACAUCAUGAGCGUAGCCAUCCUUUCAGGCUUCCUCUGCUCGACAAUCGCAUACGUCUCAGCUCGCGUCCGCGGCGCUGACCUUCGGAUGACUGACAACCCCAUUGUCGACUUCUUCCUCGGUGCGGAGCUCAACCCCAGGCUCUUCGGCAUUCUGGACUUCAAGAUGUUCCUCGAGGUCCGCAUUCCGUGGUUCAUCCUCUUCUUCCUUUCGCUCGGUACCUGCUUGAAGCAGUACGAACAGUAUGGCUACGUAUCCAUAGAAGCCAUCUUCCUGCUCUUUGCCCACUACCUGUAUGCCGGCGCCUGCGCAAAGGGAGAGCACCUCAUCAUCACAACCUGGGAUAUGUACUACGAGAAACUUGGCUUCAUGCUCAUCUUCUGGAACAUGGCUGGUGUGCCUCUGUCGUACUGCCACUGCACCCUGUUCAUCGCCAACCACCACCCUUCCGAAUACCAGCUCCCAACCUGGUUCACCGCUCUCCUCACCCUCGCCUACCUUGGCGUUUACUACAUCUGGGACACGACCAACUCGCAAAAGAACCAGUUCCGUCAAGAGGAGCGUGGUGUUGUCGACGAGCGCACUACCUUCCCCUACUUCAAGUACGGACGCAUCGCCAACCCCAAGACUAUCCAGACAUCGCAUGGCAACAAGAUUCUGGCUGACGGCUGGUACGGCAAGGCGCGUAAGAUUCACUACACGUGCGAUCUGUUCUUCGCAAUCAGUUGGGGUCUUAUUACCGGCUUCAGCAGCCCGUUCCCAUGGUUCUACUCGGUUUUCUUUGCCGGUAUGAUCAUCCACAGGGCGCUGAGAGACAUUGAGAAGUGCCGGGAGAAGUACGGCGAGGCAUGGAAGGAGUACGAGAGGCAGGUGCCUUAUUUGUUCAUUCCGUACGUGUUUUAA